GUUUUUCUUCUUUCUUUAAUCAGAAAAGAACGUGUGUAAAAGUUUUAUAGUGGAAAUUACAAAAUAAAAAUCAAAAUAACUCCUUUUUUUAAAACAAAGAAAACCUUCUUUUUCAACUUAAAUCAUUAAUUAAUUAAACUUCGUCUGAUUUUAUUUUCGGACUUUUUUUGCACUCAAUCUCAGUGAAGAUUAGUCAAUAAUAAUUUCAACAAAGAAAAACAAAAUCCUAACAUUUCACUUCUAAAAUCAGACCGCUGAAGAAAGUUAAGCUUCAUCAAACACCAAAUACUUCAUAGGUUCUGCAAAGCGAGAUUUUAUGAGAUAUAUCAUGACAAGGAUAUCAUAAAAACUCUGUUUUAAAACUUCCAUUUCUUUUAAUUACAAAUAUUUAUUUUAUUGUGAUAGUAAUAAAUCUAAAUCGAGGUGCAUUAAUAAACAAUUUACAAUUUAAUCUAACAAAAAAAAUGAAUAACUCAACAAGUUUCCUCGAUGACCAAAUUGUGUAUUUAUACACACAAUUGGUAAACUCAUAUAUGCCAGACUUUGUUAAGUCAUUCGAAUAUACACCAUGGGUCUUCUCAUUGCUGGGAUCUGUUGUAAUUGGCUUAGCUGGAAUAUUACCAUUGAUCAUUAUACCAUCACAGGAUGAAUCAAAAGAAAAGAAAGGCGACUACAAAGACCCUGCUGAAUCAAAGUUUCUUAAAGUACUGCUGAGUUUUGCUGUAGGUGGUUUAUUGGGUGAUGUAUUCCUUCACCUACUGCCUGAAGCUUGGGAAAGCGAUACUUCUUCACAAUCUGGUCAUCCAUCAAUGCGUAGUGGCCUCUGGGUGCUCUCGGGUAUCUUAAUCUUCACCAUAGUCGAGAAAAUAUUUUCUGGCUAUGCGAAUGCUGAUGACUCAAAUCCACAACCGAAAUGUGUUGAAAUUGCAAAUUGUUUGCUACGCAAGAACGGUGGUAAAUUUAUAGAAGGACAAACAUCUGGUGAUUGCACAGGAUCGUGUGAUAUCGAAGAUGUGCCAAAUGGAUGUUUUCUUCGUCAGCGAGAGCAGAAAAAUAAAGAACCAACGAAAAAAGUUGCUGGUUAUUUGAAUUUAUUGGCAAAUUCGAUUGAUAAUUUUACUCAUGGCUUGGCUGUGGCUGGAUCGUUUUUGGUUUCGUUUAGACAUGGAGUGCUGGCCACUUUUGCCAUUCUAUUACAUGAAAUUCCUCAUGAGGUAGGAGAUUUUGCUAUUCUGUUGAAAUCAGGCUUUAAUCGGUGGGAUGCUGCAAGAGCUCAAUUAUUGACAGCUGGUGCUGGUUUGAUGGGAGCGUUAGUAGCAAUUGGAGGAUCGGGUGUUACAUCGGCAAUGGAGGCGAGAACGUCUUGGAUCAUGCCAUUCACGGCAGGUGGUUUUCUGCACAUUGCUUUAGUCACAGUAUUACCUGACCUGGUCAAAGAAGAAGAUAUUAAGGAAUCAAUCAAACAAAUUCUUGCCUUGAUUUUUGGCAUUGCGUUAAUGGCAAUGAUGACAAUUCUCUUUGAAUCUUGAACACUCUCAAGUGAUAAUACACCUCUAAACGUUUCGAGAACAAAACAAAAACAAAUAUAUUCAAAAAGUGCGUGAUUCAUCACACUUAAUCCACGCCUGGAAACUCUAAACACACCAAUACUCAUUGCUGUAUGAGGUGACAUGCGUAAAAGUACAAAACAACACAAAAUUAACAUGAAACAUCUUCAAAACUAAAAAAAAAACAAUAUUUUGGAUUCGUAUUGCGCAUCAGUACUUGUCAUUGAAUGAAUAAACAAAACAAAAACAAAAAAAAAA
Molecule: messenger RNA, 1805 nt
Organism: Eupeodes corollae
Lineage: Eukaryota; Metazoa; Arthropoda; Insecta; Diptera; Syrphidae
Gene: Zip99C
Product: zinc transporter ZIP13 homolog
Exons: 7
Coding region: 465-1529 (354 amino acids)
Biological process (GO): zinc ion transmembrane transport; intracellular zinc ion homeostasis
Cellular component (GO): membrane
Molecular function (GO): zinc ion transmembrane transporter activity
Source: RefSeq, a predicted model, not a curated record